AUGACGGCGACGGGAGACCAAUUGGUUCCACGCGAAGAACGGGUCCUGCUCGCCGUCAGGGCCUAUCAGCAGGGCCAAUUCGAAAGUACCCGCAAGGCAGCGGCCGCAUACGACGUCCCUCAAUCGACAGUAUCUGAUCGGCUGCGCGGUGUCAUUCGCCGACGCGACGCUCAGGUGAACAACCUAAAGUUGACGGCGACGGAAGAGACUGCCCUGGUACAAUGGAUCUUGUCGAUGGACGAGCGAGGAAUGCCGCCGACAGUGGCUUACACUCGUCGGAUGGCCAACUUAUUGCUUUCCGAGCGAGGCAAAGAUCCUGUCGGGGAGAACUGGGUGCGGAAGUUUGUUGGCCGCCACGGCGAAAUCAAGGCAAAGUACUCUCGCCGAUACGAUUAUCAACGCGCCAAAUGCGAAGACCCCCAAAAGAUCCAAGGAUGGUACGAUCGAGUCGCGGCGACGAAACAGAAAUGGGGGAUUCUUGACGAGGAUGUCUAUAACUUUGAUGAGACGGGGUUGUCACACAUAGGAUAUCAGCCUCCAACAGUCUGA
This is a messenger RNA of Hirsutella rhossiliensis, 549 nucleotides long. RefSeq names its product tc5 transposase DNA-binding domain-containing protein. Gene Ontology annotation, cellular component: nucleus. The record is from RefSeq and is a predicted model, not a curated record. Lineage: Eukaryota; Fungi; Ascomycota; Sordariomycetes; Hypocreales; Ophiocordycipitaceae. The coding region runs from base 1 to 549 and encodes 182 amino acids. The transcript has a single exon. Gene Ontology annotation, molecular function: DNA binding.